Molecule: messenger RNA, 3665 nt
Organism: Ciona intestinalis (vase tunicate)
Lineage: Eukaryota; Metazoa; Chordata; Ascidiacea; Phlebobranchia; Cionidae
Source: RefSeq, a predicted model, not a curated record
AGAUCAGAUAGAAUUGAAUAGACUUAAAUAUACCGUGUAGUUACUUUUAUUGGAUUCUAGUACCAGUUAAUACAACCUGUGAGCCAAAAUGCCUUUGGCUCCUUUCGGAAAUGCUCCGUUUGUUAAUUCAGCGAAUACUCAGCCUCUCACAGAAGAGCAAGAGGAUGAAAUGGCUGUAGACACGGUGGAGAUUAAGGAUGAACAGAUGCACGAGAUAGAAAUCAAAGAAAAUACGAUCAAGGGUUGUCAGAAAGCUGAUCCGAGUCAGUUUGAACUUCUUAAGGUUCUGGGACAAGGCUCGUUUGGGAAAGUUUUUCUUGUGCGAAAAAUUGUUGGUAAUGACCGUCACCAGUUAUAUGCCAUGAAAGUUUUAAAGAAAGCAAAACUGAAGGUCAGAGACAGAGUUCGAACUAAAAUGGAACGAAAUAUAUUGGUUGAUGUAAACCAUCCUUUUAUUGUCAAGGUUUACUAUGCGUUUCAAACGGAUGGUAACCUUUACAUGGUGCUUGCCUAUCUUCGAGGAGGUGACCUGUUCACUCGUCUAUCUAAGGAGUUGAUGUUCACUGAGGAUGACGUGAAGAUUUAUCUCGCUGAGCUUGCUCUUGCUCUCGAUCAUCUUCAUUCACUUGGGAUUAUUUACCGGGACUUGAAACCAGAAAACAUCUUACUUGACGUUGACGGCCAUAUCGCCCUCACUGAUUUCGGGUUGAGUAAGGAGUCCACAGAUGGCUCAGAGAAGGCGUAUUCAUUCUGUGGCACGGUGGAAUACAUGGCACCUGAGGUUGUCAAUCGUCGCGGUCAUGACCACUCCGCAGAUUGGUGGUCGUUUGGUGUCCUGAUGUAUGAGAUGCUGACUGGCCAACUCCCUUUUCAAGGCAGAGACAGGAAAGACACAAUGACUCAGAUUUUGAAGGCAAAGUUAGGUAUGCCACAGUUCUUGAGUCCUGAAGCACAAAGCUUGCUAAGAAUGCUGUUCAAACGAAACCCAGCCAACAGAUUGGGAAGUGGGUCAGAUGGAGUGGAAGAGAUCAAGAGACAUCCCUUCUUCAGCGGAAUCGAUUGGAACCGUCUCCUCCGUAAAGACAUUGAUCCUCCAUUUAAACCAUCUGCAUCAAGAGCGGAAGAUGCAACUUAUUUCGACUCCGAGUUCACCUCUAGAACACCAAGAGAUUCACCUGGAGUGCCUGCCAGUGCGGCAGCUCAACAAUUAUUCCGAGGAUUUUCGUUCGUGGCUCCCAUUAUUGAAGAGGACGCUGUUGGAACAGCUCAAGAAGAAGUCAAAAAAAAUCCAGCAAUUCCUCAAAGAGAUCUUUCGGGGACAGCUUUGCUAACUAACAGGUUAAACAAUUCACCCAAGAAGUUUUACGACGAAUAUGACGUGAGAGAAGAAAUUGGAAUUGGAUCUUACUCCGUGUGCAAGAGGUGUAUUCAUAAGGGGACUAAGAAAGAAUACGCUGUCAAGAUUAUUUUCAAGAAUAAGAGAGAUUGUGAAGAAGAAGUUCAGAUUCUACUUAGAUAUGGCCAACAUCCUAAUAUUAUUACUCUCAAGGAUGUAUUUGAUGAUGGGCAGCACGUGUUCUUGGUAACUGAGCUCAUGAAAGGGGGAGAAUUACUCGAUAAAAUAUUACGACAAAAGUUUUUCACUGAGAAGGAGGCCAGCGCUGUGCUUAAAACUGUGGCGAAAGUUGUGGUGUACCUGCACAAGAAUGGGGUUGUGCAUCGUGAUUUAAAACCAAGCAACAUUCUUUAUGCUGAUGAGACAGGCAACCCUGAAUCUCUACGUGUAUGCGACUUUGGAUUUGCCAAACAACUUAGACACGACAAUGGACUUCUUAUGACGCCAUGUUAUACGGCAAAUUUUGUGGCUCCAGAGGUGCUAAAGAAAAAGGGUUAUGAUGAGGCUUGUGAUAUCUGGAGUUUGGGUGUCUUGUUAUACACCAUGUUAGCUGGUUAUACACCAUUUGCUAAUGGCCCAGAUGACACACCAACUGAUAUUUUGAAACGCAUUGAAACUGGAAAGUUUAAUAUGUCGGGUGGAAACUGGAAAAGUGUCUCGGAAACUGCAAAGGAUCUGGUGCGUAGAAUGCUUCAUGUUGAUCCUAACCGUCGAUUGUCAGCUCCGCAAGUCCUCAUGCACUCAUUUAUCGCUCGACCAGACCAAUUGCCCGAGUUUCAUCUCAACCAAUCAAAGGAUUAUAAAUUUGUCAAGGGUGCCAUGUCUGCUAUGUUCAGUGCUGCACGUUCACAUAAACCACUGAACCUGAAUCCUGUUGGGACAUCACUGCUUGCACAGCGCCGUGGGGCCAAAAAAGUCACUUCCACAGCCCUUUAAGAUGGUACCCCAUUAGGGGAAUAAAGGGGUCUCGGAAAAAAUAUGGGGGCUAUGAUUACCCUUUAGAAACCCCCAAAUUAGGGGAAUUUUCCUACAGCUUAAUCAUUUAAAGGGUAAACCCCUAAAGUGAACCCCUGUGCCAUUUAACGCUCAAAUUGUCUGCCUUAUAUUAUUUCUAUGUGGAUCUCGCUGCAGCCCGUUACUAACCCAUAUAAAAAUUCGAUUCCCUGUGCCCUCUUUUCCACAGUAGAUAAACUGUACAGUGUGUCCAGGAAUUGAUAAGGGGAAGGUAUUACUAUAUUUUCAAAGCUUUUUUUACGUCAUUCGCGAAAACCAAAUUGGCGCAAUGAACUGUAAUUAUUUCAUGCCUUAUUUUUCACAAAAAGAUGGGCCCCAGAACCCCCCCCCCCCCUAAAUACAUUCCUGAUAUGCUGUACAUUGUUGUUCUAUUCCAGUGCGUUUUGUAUCCGUAGUGGCCUCUGAUAAUUGUUUUGUAUAGACUUCCUUGAAAAAUUGUAAUUACUUGACUAUUAGAAGUAUUACCCUUUGCCCUUGCCUAUGUAUGGCAAGACCCACGGUUUUUUAAACCGUUUCUGAUUUUGUGCGAAACUCCUAUUUUCUUGCUGUACAUUUCAACAAUCGUGACUUUUGACACGACUAAUUACUUUUUCAGUACAAAUCAUGGCGAAAAAAAUCAUUUUUUGUUCAUUUUCAGUUUCACACAAAUCAAUAUAUUUGUUAUUUGGUAAACCAUGUUUUUGUGCAAUUUGGGAUUUUCGGUCGUUGUAUGAGUCAAAAUUUCAAUGUAAUUGUGGCGCCCAUUAGUUGCAGCACUUUGUACCGUAUUUGCACGCCUGUUCAAGCACCAUGGAUAUCUUAUAAAACGCCAGAUAGCAUAUCUGAACAGCAUUGAAUUGUUAAUACCAUGUCAUUUUUAUAAUGGUUCAAAAAUUUCUGAAUUUUUUUUCUAAUUUGCCACUGGUCAUUGAUACCUUAAAACCUUCAAAACUUUUUCUUUAAACAAGUAAAAUCAAUGUUUAUUUAAAGAAGUUUUCAGAAUCUACCAACCUUAAAGUUAAACAACUGUUAGUACACUUUCUGUGCGAAUGGUACAUUAUCUCUCUUAAACAUUCGCUUAUAAGUGUAAAAGGACCAAAUUUUUUAUCGCCCUUUUCUCUUUUUUGUUCACAGUGCCCUAAUGUUAAAAUAGCGUUUUUUGUUCCAUUUUCAAGCCUGUUCAAUUGGGCCAGCAAUUCGGUCACGUAUAUUCCAUUUUGAGAUUAACAGGUAUUCUUAUAUGCAGCUAUGACUAAAUAAAUUUGGAAAAACUUGA